Molecule: messenger RNA, 2619 nt
Organism: Pyricularia pennisetigena
Lineage: Eukaryota; Fungi; Ascomycota; Sordariomycetes; Magnaporthales; Pyriculariaceae
Exons: 6
Coding region: 1-2619 (872 amino acids)
Biological process (GO): DNA-templated transcription
Molecular function (GO): DNA binding; zinc ion binding
Source: RefSeq, a predicted model, not a curated record
AUGAGCGCACACGGGGGUUCUCCUCAAUCGGCUGCGCCGACCAUGGAGCAGCCUGCUUGGCAGCCAGAAAUGGCAAACGGGGAGCCAUAUUCUCGGGCGGUACAUGUGAUCAAUGUCGGACGCGCAAGAUUCGCUGCAACAGAGAAGUACCAUGCUCAAACUGUCGGACAGCAUCUCGAACAUGCACAACAACGGGGAUGGGACGGAGAGGCCACCCGGGAGGUUCGAGAGUCCUCGUCUCGAGUCAAUAGUGAUGAAAGGAAGAUUGACCGGAUCGAGGAAAGGCUCAGCGCCAUCGAGGGCCUCCUCAGGGCACGGCUUCCAGGAAAUGGGUUCCAGGGGCCACCGGCGUCAUCGUCAUCUUCCUCGGGCCCUGGGGCCAUGUCCCAGCAGAUCCCCAUGAGGCCGGCCACGGGAGCGUCGUCGUGCGCGGGGACGUCGUCGGCGGGCAACGCGCCGCUGAAGUCGGGCCACGCGGCCAGCGACAGCCACUGCAGCUCGCCGCUCGAUUUUGACUCGCCGGCCACGUACGAAGGCGGCUCGUCGCUCACGGCGCAGUCCACCCUUGCCGGCGAGUUCUUUGAGAAGGCGGUGCUGUUGGGCCGGACGCCCGGGUUCUACGGCGACGGCGGCGACGACGAGAUCAACGCCCGCAUGCGCGAUGCCCUCGCGUCUCUGAAGCAGAUGGUCGCCAUGCAGAAGGAGACGGCGUCGGCGGAUGAGCUCACCCCGGGUUGUUGCGGUGGGCAUCCUGAGGAGGGCAAGGUCGGGGGCGAGGAUGGCGCUCUACAGAAGCUGGAGAUGCCGCCCAUGCAGGCUGUGUUGGCCAUCUUGCGGAGAGUUAAAGAGUCCGGAUCAAGAGUGUUUGAAGACGACAUGGCCUUCCUCGAUAUGGACGAGUUCAUUGCUCUCUGCAAAAACGUCUACUUUGCCACCGAGGAGUUCUCCGAGGCGACCUUCAUCAUCGUCAACGCGGGCCUGUACCACAUGUUCGCGUCCGAGUUUGACGCGACCAACGACGAGGCGCUGAGGCAGCAGUACUGCGCCUACGAGGACCAGCUGCAGUCCAACCUGGACGCGGCGUUUCUGCGGCUGCCGCUGUGCCUGCCGGCGACCAUGAUGAACAUCAAGGCGCUCCUGAUCGGGACCAUGCACACCAUCGGCUACGUGUGCAAGCCCAAGCUGGCCUGGACCCUGAUAACGACGGCGGCGCGCAUGGUGCUGACGUUGGGGUUCCACCGCAUCGACAACAGCCCGGCGGGCAUGGGGGUGGCUGCGACGGCGGCUCCGGCCACAACGGCAUCCGCCACCACGGGCGCGGCGGCGACGGCAACACCAGGGUCCAUUUCCGCAGGGACAUCCCCAGCAGCAGCAGCAGCAGCAGCAGCAGCGGGGACGGCAACGAGUUCGGCCAGCGGCAAAACCAACGUCAAGGUGCUCAUCUUCUGGUACGUCUACACUAUCGAAAAGGCGCUCGCGCUCCGGCUCGGCUACUCGUCGGUGAUACGGGACCACGACAUCACCAUCCCCUACACGCUCGACACGUCGGUGCAGCCCGGCCCGUUCUCGGGCCUGGUCAACGCGUGGGUCAAGCUCGCGGUGAUCCAGUCGCGGUCGUACGAGCAGCUGUACAGCCCGCAGGCGCUGUCACAGCCGCGCGAGGUGACGGUGUCGUGCGCGCGCGAGCUGGGCCGGCAGCUCGAGGCCGUCAUGGACGAGGCGAAGCGGGCCCGGGACGCCCUGGCCGAGGCGGUGGGGCCCGACUCCAAGUACACGGGGUCGCUCGACAUGCAGCUCAAGGGCGACGAGAUCAUCUGCUACACGACGCUCACCCUCAUCUACCGCGCCGUGCCGGCUGCCGACGGCUCGGCCGACACCUUUGCCGCCGAAUGCGUCGAGGCGGCCAGGCGCGUCCUGGAGAUUCAUCAGGAAUGCAUGGCGGCCACGGCGAAUAAUAUGCAUCUGCAGGUUUCGCAAAUACAUUGGUCCAUCCUCCUCACCCCGUUCGCUCCAUUCUUUGUCCUCUUCUGCCAAACCAUCUCGACCUCGUCUUCUGCCGACCUGGCCCUCAUCCAAGGCUUUGCUGCGUCGCUGAUCCCGGCCAGCGAGUACUCGGAGCCCGUCAAGCGCCUGCAGCGGCUGUGCGACGUCUUCUGUAAGGUCGCGGCCGUCUACCUCGAGGCCAAGGCCCGGGCCAACCAGGUCGGCGACCGGGACAUGAUGCAGAUUGGGAACGAGUUCGACAUGUACUUUGGGGCGCUCGGGUUGAUGCAGCACCAGCAGCAGCACCAGCCCAUGGUGGAACCGCAGUGGAAUGCUCAGCACCACCACCACCACCAGCAGCAACAACAACAACAGCAGCAGCAGCAGCAUCAGCAUCAGCAUCAGCAACAGUUUGCUGCCGUUCAGCAACACCACCAGCAUCACCCCCAACAUGCGCAGCCGGACGUUCAGAACUUGGGAAUGAUGAUGCCCGGUUUCGACAUGGGAUUAGGCGACUGGUAUGCAGGGAACAGGAACAUCAUGGGCUUGUUGGAGGGGGACAUGUCUACAUUUGGCAUGUCGCCCGACGUUGAGCAUGGACACGGUCACGGCCAUGUUCACGGGCAUAUGGGAUGA